Messenger RNA from Urocitellus parryii (Arctic ground squirrel), 2281 nucleotides. It is a transcript of the gene Hsd17b2, whose product is annotated as hydroxysteroid 17-beta dehydrogenase 2. Lineage: Eukaryota; Metazoa; Chordata; Mammalia; Rodentia; Sciuridae. Gene Ontology annotation, cellular component: intracellular membrane-bounded organelle. Gene Ontology annotation, biological process: steroid metabolic process. The record is from RefSeq and is a predicted model, not a curated record. Gene Ontology annotation, molecular function: testosterone dehydrogenase (NAD+) activity; estradiol 17-beta-dehydrogenase [NAD(P)+] activity.
GAUUACACUUAAUCCAUGCUCAUUCAAAGGGUGCUGAGCCUGUGUCCGCCCCCCUUCUCUCCUCUCCAUUCAUAUAACCCCAGCUGCCUCCUGCUAGCCUUUGCCCACUAGGCUUGCUGUCCCUGAGUGCGUGAAAGUGCAGUGAGUCGUGGAGAAUGAGCAUGCCUUUCUCAGAGGCGGUGUGGCUGUGCCUGGCUGUCACUGCAGGUGUGGGAAGCAUAGCUGUUUGCAAAUACAAGAGCCCUGGGCAGCUGGGAAGCCAAGCGAUCUGCCUCGCAGCCCUCUGGGGAGGGAUUUGCCUGCUCAGACUGUCCCUCUUCUGGAUCUUGCUUCUUUUCUCCCUGUCAUGUUUCCUUUUGUAUAUGCGCUCACCGAGCCAAGAGUUGUUACCUGUGGAUCAAAAGGCCGUCCUGGUGACAGGUGGUGACUCUGGGUUCGGCCAUGGUUUGGCCAAGCAUCUGGACAAGCUGGGCUUCACGGUAUUUGCCGGGGUUUUGGAUGAAAAGGGCUCAGGAGCAGAGGAAUUGCGAAGAUCUUGCUCCAAGCGCCUCUCGGUGCUGCAGAUGGAUGUCACCAACCCGCAGCAGAUCAAAGAUGCUCACAGCAAAGUCGUAGAAAAGGUGCAGGACAAAGGACUGUGGGCGGUGAUCAACAAUGCUGGGAUCAUUGGCUUCCCUAUGGACGGGGAGCUCAUUCCCAUGGCCGACUACAAAUCCUGCAUGGCYGUGAACUUCUUCGGAGCCGUAGAAGUCACCAAGACAUUUUUGCCUCUUCUCAGGAAAUCCAAGGGGAGGCUGGUGAAUAUCAGCAGCAUGGGAGGAGUGUUCCCAAUGCAACAGUUGGCAGCUUACAGCUCAUCGAAGGCAGCUCUCACCAUGUUCUCAUCAGUUAUGAGACAAGAGCUUUCCAAGUGGGGAGUAAAAGUCUCUGUCAUCCAACCUGGAGGCUUCCGAACAAAUAUAGCGGGCACAAGUGAGAGCUGGAACCAGAAAGAGAAGGUUAUCCUGGACCACCUGCCCCCAGAGCUGCAGGAGGACUACGGCCGGGACUACAUCCUCCGGCAGAAGGAUUUCCUCCGUCGGAUGGGAAUCUACACCUCCUCGGACAUCACCCCGGUGAUCCGCGACGUGGAGCACGCUGUCUCCGCCCAGAGCCCCUCUGCCUUUUAUGCACCGGGGAAACUGACUUCCCUGUUUCUCAAUAUUGCUUUCUUUUUCCCUACCAGCUUCCUUGAUUAUUUUGAGAAAAAACAAAAUAUCAAAAGAAAGGGCAUGCCCAGAGCUCUAAGCACGCCUAAGUAGAACAAGGGCAGAAUGAAAGCAAAACUGGGCGCUUCCCAUUAAAGCCAUUUCCUGCUUUCCAUGCCCUCCAAGUGUGUUGGUGGGCUUGGAGUUGGCGAGAAACAACCCCGCGGAGAACACCUGGUACCUGCCACGCCCUGGAUUGUUUCGGAUACAGGCUACCUCAGAGAUAACUGCGGAUGGGUUUCAGACACUCAGUAAAGUGAAUGCAGCAAUAAAGCAAGUCACACGAGGGUUUUGGUUUCCCAGUGGAUGUCAAAGUUGUGUUUGCCCCAUACUCAGUUUAUUAUGUGUGCAAGAGCUUGAUGUAUAAAAAGUACWUACCUUAGUUAGAAAUAUUUAUUGCUUAAAAAAAAAUUACCAAUCACCUGAGCCUUGGGCAAGUCACAGUCCUUUCUGGCCUUGGAUGGUCUUGCCUCCACGUUGCUGGCUACUGCCUGAUCAGGGUGGUGACUGCUGGAAGUUGGGAUGCUGGUGGCAGUUUCGGAAGACAGUGAGAUGGUGGCAAUUCUGUCACCUCUUCAGGCUUUUUCUAAUCUUAGUUCUCUAUUUUUCACAUCUGCAGUUUCUUCUGCCACUGAAUUCUUGAACUGUUCGAAGUCAUCCAUGGGCAUUGGCAGCAACUUCUUCCAAACUCCUGUUCAUGUUGAUAUUUUGACYUCCUCCUAUGAACCAAGAAUGUCCUUAAUGUCACCUUCAAUGGUGAAUCUUUUCCAGGAGGUUUAUCCAAGUCCUUUAGAAGAAUCACUAUCCAUGGCAGCCACAGCCUUACAAAAUGUAUUUCUUAAAUAAUAUGGCUUGAACAUUAAAAUUACUCCUUGAUCCGUGAGGUGCAGAAUGAAUGCUGCAUCCACCAGCAGGAAAUCAACAUUAAUGUCUUUGUACAUGUCCACUCCAGGUGCACUGUCAAUGAGUGGUGAUAUUUUGAAAUGAACCCUUUUUUUCCCCCUGAGCAGUAGUUCUCAACAGCAGACAUAAAA